Molecule: messenger RNA, 1758 nt
Organism: Pogona vitticeps (central bearded dragon)
Lineage: Eukaryota; Metazoa; Chordata; Lepidosauria; Squamata; Agamidae
Gene: S1PR2
Product: sphingosine-1-phosphate receptor 2
Biological process (GO): DNA integration; G protein-coupled receptor signaling pathway
Cellular component (GO): membrane
Molecular function (GO): nucleic acid binding; sphingosine-1-phosphate receptor activity
Source: RefSeq, a predicted model, not a curated record
UUCCAGAUGUUUUGAAGUAUGUUUCCAAUCAGCUGUAGCUGGCAGAAUCAAUUCAUGGAGGUGGUGGGCAUGGCAGUCUGAAACAUCAAGAGGGCCACCAGGUUGGAGAAUGAAGAAGAGUGUAACAUGGACUGCUACUGGGUUUCUGAAGUAUAGAUGAAUUGAUUGGAGUUAAAUCUGGAAAAUCUUUCCUAUGCGUUAACUGAGGUCUUGGGCCUCCUCAGCAUUAUCAAAAAGAUCAAAGCGAGUAAGUAGAGAAAGCUGGAACAUAAAAGCAGAGCUCAGAAAAGCGACUGUGCUGGCUGGGCAAUUCUGGGUGUUGCAGUUCAAAAGAAGAAAAUUGUCUAAGGUUUCACCACAUGGUCCUGCAGUCCCUCUGCCCUGAAUGGACACAGAUCUGGGUAUAAUCCUGUCCCAAUGUUUUCCAGCCCAGACGUCCCUGGCUGGCCCCCAGUGUAACCCAUCCUGGGCAGGAGUGGCCAAGCCAUGGGGAACAUUUACACGUCCUAUUUUGACACGUCCAAGAUUGUGGAGCACUAUAACUACACCAAAGAUAAGCUGGAGAAAGAUGAGCCUUCCUCACUUCCACUCACCGCCAUUGCCAUCAUUGUGCUUUGCUGCUUCAUUAUCUUGGAGAACCUGUUAGUGCUGGUGGCGGUUUGGAGGAACAAGAAGUUCCACUCAGCCAUGUUCAUCUUCAUCGGCAACCUGGCCUUCUCGGACCUGCUGGCAGGUGCAGCUUUCAUCGCCAAUGUGGUCCUCUCAGGCCCUGCCACCUUCCGCCUCACUCCCAUCCAGUGGUUUGUGCGAGAGGGCACAGCUUUUGCCACACUGGCAGCCUCUGUCUUCAGCCUGUUGGCUAUCGCCAUAGAGCGCCACGUGGCCAUCACCAAGGUGAAGGUCUACAGCAGUGACAAGAACUGCCGGAUGGUGCUCCUGAUCGGGGCCUGCUGGGUCAUCUCGGCAGCCAUUGGGGGACUCCCCAUCCUGGGCUGGAACUGCAUGCAUGACUUGGACAAGUGCUCCACCGUCCUACCCCUUUACUCCAAACAGUACAUCCUCUUUGUGGUGUUGAUUUUCACCAUCAUCCUCUUCUCCAUCGUGAUCCUGUAUGUCCGGAUCUACCGCAUUGUCCGCUCCAGCCACGCUGAGAUAGCUGGUUCUCAGACGAUGGCCUUACUCCGGACGGUCACGUUUGUCCUGGGAGCUUUCAUUAUGUGCUGGCUGCCAGCCUUCAUCAUCCUUUUGGUGGAUGCCUCCUGCGCCAGGAAGUCUUGCGCCAUCCUUUACCAGGCGAAAUACUUCUUUGCCUUUGCCACCCUCAACUCAGCCAUCAACCCCAUCAUCUACACGCUCCGCAGCAAGGACAUGAGGAAGGAGUUCCUGCGGGUGCUUUGCUGCUGGGGAAUGAUGGGGCAGGGGAAGCCGGCCGAGCGCUGCAUGAUUCCCCUCCGCAGCUCCAGCUCCUUGGACCGCUGCACCCAAAAGCAGGACCUGCCCACCUCACCCUUCAUGAAGGAGCAUUCCACGUUUGUGUGAGAGAAGACAUAAGGAGAGGAAGCGACGAAGGUGGAAAAGAGGGGUGGGGGUGGGUUGGACCCCAAGAGGCGGUACAAAGGUGAUGAGGGACAUGGUGUGGAAAGGUCUUCCUGGUGACCAAAUCACCCUGGUGUGAUGUGGAGGGGCACGUUUGUUCACUAGACCUGCACAGUAUUAUAACUUCCUGUUAGAUGUGUGUGAGAUAAUCUUUUGACCGAC